CGGGAUGUGGGUUGGGAUUUCUUCCCUAUGUGUACCACUGCGGGUGGAGGGGAAGCUGUGAUUUCCACUCCCGCUGCCCGUGCGCGUCCCGGCGGGGGCUGAGCGCGGACAGCUCACCACAGGCAUCCGGGGCCGUCCUCACCCCCGCUCGCCCCUUCCCCGCACUCCGCCCGCCGCAAAACCGGCACCAAGUCGCUCCGGGCUCCCGUCCCAGCGGUGUCCCCCGCCUCCCUGCGGCCUCCGUCUUCCCUGCAGGGGAAGGAAAUCACCAAAUCCCGCCCUGUAAGCGGCGGACAUAGCUUUGCCUCCUCCCUGCCAGGGCGCCCGGAAAAGAGGAUGGCCGAUUCAGACACCUACCUGCGGCAGCCCUGGCGCACCGUGCAUGGCAUCCCCAUGGUCAGUGCCUUCGCCCUCAACUGGGAACAGGUUGACAGUUUCCAGGCCCGUCCUGAGGACAUCGUGGUGGUCACCUUCCCCAAGUCUGGCACUACCUGGGUCAGUGAGAUCGUGGACAUGGUCCUGAAAGGCGGUGACCCAGAAAAAUGCAAGCAGGAUGACAUUGUGAACCGGGUGCCCAUGAUGGAGUUUGCUGCCCCUGGGAAGAUGGCAGCAGGCACAGAGCAGCUGGAAGCCAUGCCAUCCCCUCGCAUCAUCAAGACCCAUAUCCCAGCUCACAUAUUGCCCAAAUCCUUCUGGGAAAACCACUGCAAGAUGAUCUAUGUGGGGCGCAAUGCCAAGGAUGUGGCUGUCUCCUACUACCAUUUUGAUUUAAUGAACAAGUUCCACCCGCACCCAGGGACAUGGGCCCAGUACCUGGAGGAGUUCAUGGCUGGCAGAGUGGCAUAUGGUUCCUGGUACGACCACGUCAAGGACUACUGGGAGCGCAGGAAGGAUCACCCCAUUCUCUACCUCUUCUACGAGGAUUUGAAGGAGGACCUCCGUCGGGAGAUUGCCAAGGUGGCCCAGUUCCUGGGGCAGAAGCUGUCGGAGGCAGCGCUGGACACCAUCACCCGACACACUUCCUUUGAGGCCAUGCGGGACAACCCUGCUACCAACUACAGCAAGGUGCCCUCCGACCUCAUGGACCACGGCGUGUCCCCCUUCAUGCGCAAAGGCACCACCGGAGACUGGAAGAACCACUUCACCGUGGCCCAGAACGAGCGCUUUGACCAGGACUAUGCGCAGAAGAUGUCGGACACCGACCUGUGCUUCCGCACUCAGCUCUGAGGAGGCACCGCUGCACACCCCCCAAAUCUGUCCUGUGCUGUGAUGGCACUGCUGCCGUUCCUUCUUCUCCCCUGAGACUGCUGGAGAGAAAUAAAA
Ficedula albicollis (Collared flycatcher) is the source of this 1323-nucleotide messenger RNA. RefSeq names its product sulfotransferase family cytosolic 1B member 1-like. The record is from RefSeq and is a predicted model, not a curated record. Gene Ontology annotation, biological process: sulfation. The coding region runs from base 337 to 1227 and encodes 296 amino acids. The transcript is spliced from 8 exons. Gene Ontology annotation, molecular function: sulfotransferase activity. Lineage: Eukaryota; Metazoa; Chordata; Aves; Passeriformes; Muscicapidae. Gene Ontology annotation, cellular component: cytoplasm.